Eptesicus fuscus (big brown bat) is the source of this 6064-nucleotide messenger RNA. Its product is annotated as collagen alpha-1(VII) chain-like. The transcript is spliced from 4 exons. The coding region runs from base 1 to 1890 and encodes 629 amino acids. Lineage: Eukaryota; Metazoa; Chordata; Mammalia; Chiroptera; Vespertilionidae. The record is from RefSeq and is a predicted model, not a curated record.
AUGGGGAACUGGGGAGUGGGUGGCGGCGACCAACCUCCCACGGCACCCGGGUUGGGGGGCUACGAGCUCUCGCCAGCUACCUGGGGCAGAGGUGAUGGGGACAAAGGGCACCCUCGCCGCUCCGCGGUAUUGUUUCCGCCUCCUCACUGGCCGGGGCUCGUCUCCCGGGCGAGGCCUGUCACCGAGCGGCGGCGGCGGCAGCCCCGCGCAGCCCGCAGCGCUCCUAAUCCCCGGGCUCAAGUAGACGCCGCUGGCCCGCGGCCUGCGCUCUCCGCCGGGCCUACGCCUCCCCGGCCGCCCGGCAGGACCGUCCCCGCCGCCGGAGCCGGCCGGAGAGGGGACGGACCGCCGCCGAGCAGGGCGGCAGCCACCCGAGGGGAGCCAACUCCAGACUCGCCGCCGAGGGGACCUGGGCCGCCAGGGGAGCGCGGGGAGGGGAGCGCCGAGGAGGGAGAGACGCUGGGACCUGGCGCCGCCGCCGCCGCCGCCGCCGCCGAAAGAAAGAGCAGGAAUUUACCUGGGCGAAUCGGCAAACACUCACAAACACCCGGCCGGGGCCCGAGCUACCGGGGGGGCAUCGCCGCCGGCCCGGGAACCAAUCCUCCUGUCGGCGGGGGCGUCCCUCCCUGCGGCUUGGUGGUGUCGGGUGAGUCGGUACCGACGGAGGGAGGGGGGGGAGGGCGGGGGGGAAGGAGCCCUGUGUGUGUCUCUCUCUCGUUCCGUCUCUCCCUCUCAGAACAAAAUGCCGACCGGAAGUGCAGCUGCAGGAAUGACUCCCUCCACCGGCGCCAAACACUAACAACCACCCCCUCUUCCCCACUCCACUUCCGCCACCGCCGCCGCCGCCGCCGCCGCCACUGGGGCUCGCGUCCUCGGCCGCGCCGCGCCGUUCCGCGCCGCUCCCCGGCUCCGGGCGAGGCGGCGGCGCUCCUGCGCGCCCCGCUCGGCCUCAGGGCGGCCGCGGCUGUGGCCUGGGCCGGCCGAGCCUGCGCGGCGGCGGCGGCGGCGGCGGCGUCUUGGCUGCGGCGCGGGCGGGCCGGCUCGCCAGGGUCUGGAUCUUCCUGGAGGCCGAGCGGCGCGGGGUCGGGCUUCGCUGGUGGUCGUGUGCGUGGGGGGCGCUCCGGCCCGGCUCGGCUCGCAGGCCGCACCCGCGGCCCCGGCAGGUCGUCAUUGGCUUUCGGGAGCCGAGCUCGGGGCGGCCGCGCAGAGGACGCCCGCGAUCCGACGGCGACGGUGCAUUUUUUUCCCAAUGGUCUCCCUGCAGCCCGGCGGAUGGAUGGAUGGAUGGAUGGAGGGAUCGUCCACCUUCUCUCCCCAGGAGAGGCCGGACGUUACGCCCGUUUCUGCAUUAUUUUCUGCGGAGUCAGGACGUCACCCGCGGCGGCGGCGAAGAGUCCCAGCUGGAUCGGAUUUGGAAGCGUGUCUGGGAUGCAUGUAUUUCUGGAAAUAAUGCGGUCUUUUCUGAGUCUCCUUUUUUUUGUUGGCGGUGGUUUUGAUUCUUCCCUAACUGUCGGGAUACAGACCUGUAGGCGACGCUGUUGGAGCGAGCGGCUGGCCCGCGGCGGCCCGGAGCGCGCGGGUCCGCGCCCCCCUCGAGUGUGGGUGGAGCCGAGCGCGCGGGAGUCGCCCGCCGCGACCCCGGCCACCGGGCCACCGGGCGACCGCGGGCCGCGGGGGAGCCCGGGGCCGGCCGAUCGCAGACCUCGCUGCCCUCGCUUCCCCGGAGACGGCGGGGUCCCGGACCAGGCUGGAGUACCGACGGGAUGGAGGAGAGGACCGGGCUCCGUGCGGUCUCCCGGGACCCGCGCCGUGUCCGGGUCGUCCCCGGUUCUGUGGGUUUCCUUGUGCACGUUAACAGGGGGCUGUGCUUCAGGUACAGAGGGCCAGUAGGUUAUUCCUUUUGCCUCAAAUCAUCAUCAUCAUCAUCAUCAUCAUCACUGGAGGGACUAGAUCAGGUCUUGUCCCCGAGACCCUCCCCUGGCUCUGCAUCCAGCGGAGAGGACGAGCCCAGCCGCGCGGGCGGUGCGGGAAGCUGCGCUGGGGCCCCGGCCCGCGGACCUCCGUCUCCGCCAGGCUGCCCCCCGGUUUCCCCGGCGCUGGCGCCCCCACCUGCAGGUGUUCUCUGUACUGGCACCUGGGCGCUUCCGCGGCCCCCGGUUAAACUGCGAGUUCCCUCCCCCCCUCCCCCACUUUAUCCUCCCGGCGUUCUCCUUAUCGUGCAGGCUUAUCAUCUGUUUUCCCCAACGGAGCGUCAGCUCCCCGAGGAUGAGAGGUUUUGUCUUCCUCCACUGUUGUGGGGAGAAAAGAUGGCUAGAGCCCUGACCGGUGUGGCUCAGUGGAUAGAGCGUCGGCCUUUGGACUGGAGGGUCCCAGGUUCGAUUCCGGUCAAGGGCAUGUGCCUUGGUUGCGGGCACAUCCCCAGUUGGGGUGUGCAAGAGGCAGCUGAUCGAUGUUUCUCUCUCAUGAUGUUUCUAACUCUCUAUCCCUCUCCCUUCCUCUCUGUAAAAAAUCAAUAAAAUAUAUUUUAAAAAAGAAAAAAGAAAAGAUGGCUAGAAGAAUGGCGGACACACAGGUGCUUAGUAUUUGGUUAAUGAAUGAAGGAGGCAUGACCGCCUUGCUCUCCCUACUCCUCCCCCCCACCCCCAAUUUCUGAACUUUGUUCCUUAAUAUAUAAUUAUAUGUACUUAAAUGCUACAGGUAACUUUAUGAAAGAUAGGUGGAAACUGAAAAAAAAAUAAGGAAAAAUGCAAGUUUAUUACAGAGUUCUAGAAAAAGGCACUUUCUAGACAUUUGAAAAACCCUCCACAACACCAGAAGCCCACAAAUGAGCGGGGGAAAAAAAAUUUUUUUCAGGUUUCUGUAAAUGGGCUUGCUAGAGAGGACAGUGGAUGGAGCGCAUGAGCACACACUGGGCCAAUUAGCUUUGCUCUCUUCCUGAAUCACAAGCUGUGUCGUUUAGUCUGUCUGCCCCCCCCCCCCUUUUUUUUCUUGCAAAAUACAUGCUAUUUUCACUAAAAUAAAGUCUGUGUGAAUUGGUUGGCUUAGCUCAAAUACAGCACUACUGGAAAAGUUCAUUCAGCAAGUAUUUAAUGGGCACAAAGUGAGUGCCAGUCACAGUGAUUCCAAAGGUGUGUGCUUCUAGGCCUUAUGGAAAGGAGCACAUAUGGCUACUCUGGUUACUACUCAAUGAUGCUGUCAAGCAAAGCAAAUGCUAGUGAGAUUUAGUUUCUACAGUUUCCUUCAGAAGAAAAGGCUCAGUGAAAGCCGAGGUCAGGAUUAGUGUGGAUAUUUUAAUUCACCUUUUAGCUUGCUGUUCAUUUACAUUUACUUUAUGAAAGCACUAGGUGUACCAAUAAAUUAAUUGAUAAUUUUUGAAAACUAUGAAACAAAUUUGAGUAUUUUUACUUUCUAGUGGCUGGAAAAACAGACGACCUUUUAAAUUAAAAUAAGUAAGUAUACCAGCAAGCUAGAACCUGCAAUAAGCCCUUGGCUGUGAUAUAACAAUCAUAUUCCACUUACGGAAUUUUGCGACAAGAAAAGACAGUCUUGAUAGUUAUUUUAUAACCAUUAAUACAUUUAAUUAGACAUUGUUUCAUAAAUUCAACAGCCUGUUAAUUAUAAGUUUACCCAGAUUAAUCUUUAAGAACAGCUUUAAGUCUUAUACAGAUGUCUUUUUCAUUCAGUUUAAAAUACUAAAAUUUCAAUUUGCUUAAGGAAACACAAUUAUCUUCCUAUAGACUUUUUUAAAUGUUCCUGGUAAACUAAUAAUUUUGCAGGUCCAGGUAACCAGUCUUGACAUUAUUGUAGCAUUUACUUUUAAAUUUUAGGUAUCUUGGUUUUCAGUUUCUUCCCUCAUUUACUUAUCAGAGACUUACUAGGUGCUUCUUAGCUUUAUGACCAACACCUGCUACACAUUAGUGACUGAAAACAAGAUCUCUCUGCCUUUAAAGGUUUUAAGUUGUACAUAGUUUAUACCAGUUUUUUCCAGAUCACGCAAUAGAAUAUUUCUCUAUUAAUGUGUUUUACUUGCCUAAAUUUAAGUAUCCAAGUUGAGAUCUUGUGUAGAAUCUAUUAAUUUAAUCUUAGUGUUUUCUUGAUUUCAUUAAGUCUUGUUUCUUGGUUUGGGGGGGAGGGGUGUUUUGAUUAACAGUUGUUUUUCUCAACCUUAUCCAUUUAUUCUGCUCUUACAUUUUUAAAACUUUUUCUAAAAUCAGUUGAUUUAUGGUGGUCUUUUAUCCUUGAUUUAUUCAUUCUUAAUUUGUAGGGCAGCCCAAUCAACCUUUAAUCUGAUUUGAUACUACCCCCAUUCUUUAAGUACUGAAUUAUAGUACUCAUUUUAUUUGCCAGAGUAAACCUGGAUAGUCCCAUAGGUAUCCUUGAUCAAUAAAUUGCAGAAGAUUUAAUAAAAUAUUUUAAAUGGAUUUUAAGUAUUAACUAUUGAAUGUAGUCAGCUUGGUAUAAUUGACAAAUUAUAAAUUAUUUUUAUUGAUAAUACUUAUCAUUAAGAGAAAUACAAUUUGUCAAAAAAUUAAAAAUUUUAGAAAACAAUUUUCUUACUAUUUUAUACUAACCAGUUCUAUCUUUUAUUAGUGAUAAAAAUAACUUAUAAGAACAAAAAUUUAAAAUAUAGUAAAAAAAGAAGUAAAGGACAUGUAGUGUUUUAUAUUUAGGAUAAUUAAGUUACUUAUUUCAAGAAACAUUGAAGAGUUAAUUAUAGAUGUUGAUGUGAGGGUGAGCUACAAAAAUAUCAAACAAUUUAAAGUCUGGAAAUAAGUUCUGCAAAUUUUUAAAUGAAAUACCUUAAUAAAAUUUGUGAUAGUAUUUGUGAAGGAUAUUCAACAUAUUUUAUCUGUCUUUGUUAACAUGAUAGAAAUGAAUGUCCUUCAAGAACAAGCUUUGUCCUUUCAUUAAUCCUUAUUAAUCCUUACCUCUAAAUUUAUAGAUUUUAUUAUCCAUGCCAUCCACUUAUAAUCCUCUGACUUUCCUAUAUUAGUGUUUAUAUUUUUGCAUGUCCAUGCCUUAUGUUCCUAAAUCAUAGUGACCAGUUAUGUGUUAUACUACAUUACAAGCUUCAAUGUGCAUUGGAUAGGGUAGGGCCGUCAGGAAAAUGCAUUUCUGAAAUAUAAUUUCAAUAUAUAAUUAUUUAGAGUCAUUAAAUCUUCAUGAAAGUCUAAUUUUAAUGGAACCUACCCAUAUGCUGAAUGUGAACCAGAGAAUUUAACUAUACAUGCAUUUUAGUACUAAACUAAUCUGGAACAACAUUGGUUUUUAAAUGUUUUUAUCUAUGAAGGAAGAAUACAAAAUCCAUUAAAGACAUCUAAAAUGGGUAUGAUAGGAGUGCUUAUGAUGCUCAUUUCAAAGCAUCUCCUCUAGAACAGUGUUUUAAAACUGGGUCAUGUACCACUAUGGGUCAUGAAAUAAAUACAGUGGGCAGUAACCAGUAUUUCUUAUUUAAUAUAUAGAAAAGAAUAGAAAAUCUAAGAGUACAUCACAAAUGGUAGAGUCUAUAUUUUUAAAUGAACGUUUCAUUUAUGUGUGUGCAUGUGCUAGGUUACCUUGUAAUAUAUAGAGUUGGGCAAAAGUAGGUGUACAGUGCCAUUGUGACAUUCUUUUGAGUUAAUAAAGCUAUUGUAAUAAUCAUAGCCUGCCCAUCCGUCUUUGCAUACAAACAACUGUAAACCUACUUUUCCUCUCCCCUGUAUAUUUCGUAGUAUGGAUUAUAGGCUGAAAAAAAGUGGUGGUUUUUUUUUUUUUUAAUCUACAGUUUAGUUUUUCUUUUACUUCCUUCCUUAGAAAAGAAAAAAGAAUACUAGAAAGUUUUGAGUGCCUGUGAAAUAGUGAGGAAUUUUAGAGAUUUGAUAAUUGAUUUCAGAAAAAUGAUCUUAAGGUAAAGGGUAGGUAAACUAUGCAGAAAUGUCAAAUAUUGAAGUUGUGAGGAGGAAUUAUUUUCCUAGUGGAGCUAAAUUUGUUGUGUUUAGAUUUAUGACUGUUUUCUUAUUGAUCUAUUGCAGCACAUCUAAUUUCAAAUGCCCAAUACAAAAUAAUAAAUAUAAGGCAAAGAAUA